AUGGAGGGAAAUUGGAGUUGGGUCGAAAUGUGCGGGCCGGGCGGAUUAGUGCCAUGGUACCCAUCCAAAAGAGAUAUUGGAAGUUGUUUUCAACAAUUAUUUUUACUUGUGCCAGUGUCUAUCAUAUUUGCCAUUGUGUCCGCUUAUUAUUGCGGUUCGAAAUCCGACAGAACUCGAUAUCAAAAUCGAAAAUGCAUAAUUCAGUCGAGAUUUACAGUUUCUUUAUUAAUAGCAAUUAUUCCAGUUAUCAGAUUCAUUGUCGGUUCUCAGUACGCAUUCGAAAUGUUCCGUCCCGUAGAUUAUUUAACGGCAGGAGUGGAAAUUAUUGCUUGGUUCGUACAUUCGGGAUACGUUUUAUCCCUAAGGCACGAAAACAAAAUCCACGGUCCGGUAAUCGUUCGAGUUUUAUGGACACUAUUAGUUAUUUUAGCUGUGAUCAAUCUCAGAAGUCAGAUUUUAACUUCACAUUCCAAUGAUGAUUUCGUAUAUCAUGUUAAAUUUGGUUUUUCAUUCACACUCGUUUUUCUACAAAUAUGUUACGGUUUGACUUUUUUUUUCUCCUGUGGAAGUUCUCAAUCCAGUUAUCAAAUGUAUGAUAGGUAUUCAAGGUACACAGAGCGUUCUCGUUUGCUCACUUCGACAACCUUUCACGGUUUUGUCGAAGAUGUCGAUUCAGAAGAUUUGGGAGUAGCCAUGGAAAAUGAAUCUUUCACAUCGAAAUUAAUUUUUCAUUGGGUUUAUUUUCUAAUGAAAAAAGGAUCUGAAAAGAAAUUAAAAACCUGUGAUGAUCUAUUCGAUUUGCCCAGCGAAAUGAAUUCGUUUUAUCUCAGAACGAAAAUGAAUUCUGCCAUGGGUGUAGUUCCAAAACCUGAAGACGUAACCGUAUAUGGUUCGACAGAUGUCUCCAUCUUACCAAAACCUGAAAAAAUUACCUUGCUAAAAGCUUUACAUAAAUGUUUCAAAUUUGAAUUUUACUCCAUCGGAGUGUUAAAACUUUGUAGUGAUGUUUUAAAUUUUGGUGGUCCUCUUUUACUUAACAGAUUGGUUACAUUCAUCGAGAGUAAAGAGGAAAAAUUAGAUACAGGAUUAUAUUGUGCAUUUGGACUUUUCCUCACAACAUUUUUCGGAGCUUUAACAAAUGUUCAUUUUAAUUUUUUUAUGACAAAAGUAGGUCUUAAACUCAGGGGAGCCUUAAUUGGGACAAUCUAUAGCAAAACAUUGAAUACAGUGUAUUUAGACAUAAAUAAAUUUAGUACUGGUGAAAUAAUUAAUUUUAUGAGUGUCGACACAGAAAGAGUUGUUAAUUCUUGUGCCAGUUUUCAUUCUCUAUGGAGUAUUCCAUUACAGUUAAUUGUUACAUUUUAUCUUUUGUAUUCGCAAGUUGGAGUUGCUUUUUUAGCUGGAGUCAUAUUUACAGUUUUAUUAAUACCAAUCAACAAAGCAAUAGCAUCAAAAAUAUGUGAAUAUAGCGUUAAACUCAUGGAACAGAAAGAUCAAAGAGUUUCAACGACGACGGAAAUGCUCCAGGGCAUAAGAGUGUUGAAAAUUCACGUUUGGGAACAAUUUUUUUUGGAAAAAAUUCUUAAAAUUCGUAACGUCGAAAUAAAACAUUUGAAAUCGAGGAAAUAUUUGGAUGCUUUAUGCGUUUACUUUUGGGCCACGACACCGAUAAUAAUAUCGACUCUCACUUUUGCAACGUAUUCGUUGUUGGGCAAUCAAUUGACUGCUGCCACCGUUUUCACAACCAUGGCUCUUCUUAACAUGUUAAUUGCUCCGUUAAAUGCUUUUCCCUGGAUAUUGAACGGUUUAACGGAAGCUUGGGUGUCGAUAAAUAGAAUUCAAAAAUUAUUGGAUUCCAAAGAUAAUAAUUUCAGGGAAUAUUACGAGAAUAAGUUUCAAGAGCAAGAUGUAAUUUACUCUUUAAAACAUUGCAAGUUUAAAUGGCAGUCGGACGACGACAGUUUGAAAAAAAAUUCCGAGGGAUCAGAAGAAGUCAAUGGGUCGGAAACGGAUAACAAUCAAAUGAAUCCACUGUUAAUUAACGAAACGGAAACUAUAAACUUUUGGGAAAGUCAAAGUCCUCCAGAGUCGGAAAGUCAUUUUGUUUUAGAUAUUGUUAACUUAGUCGUAAGAGAAGGUAAUCUAGUCGGAGUGAUUGGUCCUGUGGGAAGUGGUAAAAGUACAUUUUUAUCCGCUCUCAUUGGUGAAAUUAACAAAAUAAGAGGAAAUAUUACAAUGAGGAACAUCGAAGGAGGGUGCGCUUUGGUGACUCAAACUCCCUGGAUUCAAAGGGGAACCAUUAGAGAUAAUAUAUUAUUCGGGAAAAGUUACGAUAGUUUAUGGUAUAAGAGUGUCAUAGAUGGUUGUUGCUUAACCGCCGAUAUUGAAUUACUUCAGGGAGGAGAUUUGGCUAGCGUUGGGGAAGGAGGAAUGACUUUAAGCGGAGGUCAAAGGGCUAGAGUUGCACUUGCGAGAGCUGUGUACCAGAACAGGGACAUUUACCUGUUGGACGAUGUACUCGCCUCCGUCGAUGUUCGCGUCGCGAGAGUCAUAUUUAAUAAAGUUAUAUGCGGUUUGUUAAAAGACAAAACGAGAAUUUUAUGUACCAAUAACCUUCAACUUUUAAUCAAUGCAGACUUAAUAAUAAAAUUAAAUAAAGGAAAAGUGGAAGCCGUCGGGAAACCAUCCGAAAUACUGGAUCGUUUUGAAGAAUUCAACAAUUUUGAAAUCGAGUGUUCUUCCCCGUCCGAAGGUGACAAAGAAGUUUUGACAAACGAAAAUAAAAACAUUGUCGAAUCGGAUUUAGAAUCAAAAGAAUCUGGAGCCAUAAGUGCGAGAGUGUAUAAAACGUAUUGGACGUCAAUCGGUCAUUUUUUAUCCAUUCUCAUUUUAUUAUCGGUGACUUUGAUGCAAGCGUCGCGAAACGUGACGGAUUAUUGGCUGUCGUGUUGGGUAUCGGAAGAAGGGAAAUACAAUUCCACGGGAGAUCCUUUUCCCGACUGGAGCGAAUCGAUCAAAAAACAUUAUCUCGAAGUUUACGGGAUUUUAGCUUUCAUGAACACCAUAUUUACGUUCAUGCGAGCAUUUUUAUUCGCUUACGGAACCAUACAAGCCGCCGUCGUCGUACACGAGAAAUUACUCAAGAAAAUAUUGUCGUCGAAAAUCGUUUUCUUCGACAUUUCACCCAUCGGAAGAAUAUUGAAUCGAUUUUCGAGCGACACAUACACCAUAGACGACUCUCUCCCCUUCAUUUUGAAUAUUUUUCUCGCUCAGCUUUUCGGUUUACUCGGGUCCGUAGCGAUGACCAUUUACGGACUCCCCUGGCUGUGUUUAAUUUUAGUGCCUUUAGUACCGAUAUAUUAUCACGUUCAAACGUCAUAUCGAAACGCGUCCAGAGAACUCAGACGAUUGUGCAGCGUUAGCCUGAGUCCACUUUUUUGUCAUCUCCACGAAACUUUACAGGGUUUGACGACGAUCAGAGCUUUCAGGACGUUGACUCGAUUCAGGCAAAGGAGCGACGAAUAUUUGGAACGUAAUCAGAAAGCUAUUUUUGCCAAUCAAGCUGCCAAUCAGUGGCUAAGUUUCAACUUGCAAAUGAUCGGCGUGGUGUUGGUAACCGGAUGCGCCGUGAUAGCAGCCUUGCAGCACAAAUUCGACGUCGUGGAUUCCGCCAUCAUUGGAUUAAUUAUAUCCUACUCGUUAUCGACGACGUCACUUUUAAACGGUGUCGUGUCUUCAUUCACGGAAACGGAAAAGGAAAUGAUUUCGAUGGAAAGAGUGGGUCAAUAUUUGGACGAGAUAGAAUCCGAGUCGGAAGAUGGUAACAGUCCUCCGUACGGUUGGCUCAGUCAAGGCGUCAUCAUUUUCCAAGGAGUUUAUUUAAAAUACCGGGAACACAUUCCACCGAGUCUCAACGGUGUGAGUUUUGAAAUUCGUCCGGCGGAAAAAGUCGGGAUCGUCGGGAGAACGGGAGCUGGAAAAAGCAGUUUGUUCGCCGCACUUUUGAGAUUGGUCAAUUUGGCGAGUGGAAAAAUCAUAAUCGAUACCGUAAACAUAAAUCAUAUCAGUCUCCAGUCGCUGAGAUCGAGAAUUUCCGUGAUUCCUCAAGAUCCUUUUUUGUUCGAGGGUUCGGUGAGAGUAAACAUCGAUCCCCUGGAAGAAUUCACGGACUCGCAAAUAAUGAACGCUCUUCAAAAGUGUCACAUGAAAAUGGCCGUCGAAAGGUUGGGAGGUUUGCAAGCGAAAAUAACGUCGGGAGGGAAAAAUUUUUCUCAGGGAGAAAGGCAACUUUUGUGCCUCGCGAGAGCGGUUUUGAAAAACGCAAAAAUCGUUUGCGUUGACGAAGCGACAGCAUUCGUCGACACAGAAAGCGAUAAGAAAAUCCAGCACACGAUUCGUUCAUGUUUUCGUCAGAGCACCGUGUUGACGAUCGCUCAUCGCAUAUCGACCGUCAUGGACUGCGAUAGAAUUUUAGUUUUAAACGAUGGCGAAGUCGUCGAAUUCGACGCUCCAAAAACUUUGGCUCUCGAUAAAACGUCGUAUUUUCAUCAGUUGUGCCAACAGGAAAUUCACUAG
Molecule: messenger RNA, 4575 nt
Organism: Pediculus humanus corporis (human body louse)
Lineage: Eukaryota; Metazoa; Arthropoda; Insecta; Psocodea; Pediculidae
Product: multidrug resistance-associated protein, putative
Exons: 11
Coding region: 1-4575 (1524 amino acids)
Biological process (GO): transmembrane transport
Cellular component (GO): membrane
Molecular function (GO): ABC-type transporter activity; ATP binding; ATP hydrolysis activity
Source: RefSeq, a predicted model, not a curated record